AGGUGAGCUUUUGAAUUGAUUUUAAACGCUACCUUUUGGCAUUUCCAUGAAAUAGAAAUUCCUCUCUUUUUUUAUUGCCCUUCUCUGUAUGUUACUAUUUAGUGUCCUUUCUUUAUACAUUACUUUUUAGGGGGGUUUAUAUACAAAUUCCAUUUGAAGUAAGCUUUAGCUUUAGCCUUGUCCUUUGGAACUGGGGUGGGGCAAGGUGGGGUCUUCCACUAUCAAUGGCUUCUGUAUUGAGAGGAGAUUAGUGACAUGGAUCCCAACUCUUGUUCAAACAUUGAAGCUGAAACCAAAGAGAUGGAUGUUAGAAGCCUGUCGGCCUCACACCAACACUCGCAGUAUCUUCACAAGGUAGGGAUUCCCCCUAAGCAAAACCUCUUGAGGGAAUUCAUUGCCAGGGUGAAAGAAACAUUAUUUGCCGAUGAUCCUUUGCGACCCUUCAAGGAUCAACCAAGGUCUCGAAAGCUUGUCCUCGGCAUCGAGGCCAUCUUCCCGAUUUUCGAAUGGGGAAGGAGUUACAACUGGAGAAAAUUUAGAGGUGAUCUCAUUGCUGGACUCACAAUCGCAAGUCUCUGCAUUCCUCAGGACAUUGGUUAUGCAAGGCUAGCAAACUUGGCUCCACAGUAUGGACUUUACUCCAGCUUUGUUCCACCAUUGAUUUAUGCCUUCAUGGGAAGUUCAAGAGACAUCGCGAUUGGACCAGUUGCUGUGGUAUCUCUUUUACUAGGGUCAAUGCUUUCAAAUGAGAUUGACCCUAAUCAAAAUGAAGCCGAGUAUCUGCGGCUUGCAUUUACAGCUACCUUUUUUGCUGGGAUCACUCAAAUAACUCUUGGUUUUCUCAGGUUGGGAUUCUUGAUUGACUUCUUGUCACAUGCUGCCAUCAUCGGUUUUAUGGCUGGAGCUGCGAUUACAAUCGCCCUCCAACAGCUUAAAGGUCUUCUUGGUAUACAAAAAUUUACAAAGAAAACAGAUAUUAUUUCUGUAAUGCGCUCUGUAUGGGGCAGUGUCCAUCAUGGAUGGAACUGGCAGACUAUACUCAUCGGAGUUAGCUUUUUAUCCUUCCUGCUGUUAACCAAGUACAUUGGGAAAAAGAACAAGAAGUUCUUCUGGGUGCCUGCAAUAGCUCCUUUGAUAUCAGUUAUUCUCUCCACCUUUUUCGUUUAUAUAACACAUGCAGAAAAGAAAGGAGUCCAGAUUGUGAAAAACAUUGAGAAAGGAAUCAAUCCCUCAUCGGUAAAUCAAAUUUAUUUCACUGGUGACUAUCUUCUUAAAGGUUUAAAGAUUGGUGUUGUGGCGGGUAUGAUAGCAUUGACGGAAGCUGUGGCCAUUGGGCGAACUUUUGCUUCGAUGAAAGACUACCAACUAGAUGGAAACAAAGAAAUGGUGGCGUUAGGAGCAAUGAAUGUAGUCGGUUCAUUGGCUUCCUGCUAUGUAGCCACAGGGUCAUUUUCUCGAUCAGCAGUAAAUUUCAUGUCUGGCUGCGAAACUGCUGUUUCUAAUAUCAUCAUGUCCUGUGUUGUAUUUCUGACUUUAGAAUUCUUAACACCUCUGUUCAAAUACACCCCAAAUGCUAUUCUCGCUGCCAUCAUUAUAUCUGCUGUGAUUGGACUUAUCGAUGUUAAGGCAGCGAUUUUGGUAUGGAAGAUUGAUAAAUUCGAUUUUGUUGCAUGCUUGGGAGCCUUUCUUGGAGUAGUAUUUGCGUCAGUCGAGAUUGGCCUCCUAAUUGCUGUCAUAAUAUCCUUUGCUAAAAUCCUCUUACAAGUUACUAGACCUCGAACGGCGAUACUAGGGAAGGUACCGAGGACUAAUGUGUACCGAAAUAUACUACAAUAUCCAGAAGCAACUAAAGUUCCAGGGGUUUUGAUUGUGAGAGUUGAUUCUGCUAUUUACUUUUCCAACUCUAAUUAUGUCAAGGAGAGGAUACUGAGAUGGUUGAUGGAUGAAGAAGAGAAAGUAAAAGCUGCAUGUCAACCAACAAUCCAUUUUUUGAUAGUUGAGAUGUCGCCUGUUACCGACAUUGAUACCAGUGGCAUCCAUGCCUUGGAAGAACUACACAGGAGUCUUGAGAAAAAGAAUAUUCAGCUUAUACUAGCAAAUCCUGGACCCAUGGUGAUGGACAAGCUCGAGGCAUCGAAAUUUGCAAACUUAAUCGGAGACGACAAGAUCUUCUUGACGGUCGCAGAUGCAGUGUCAUCAUGUUCUCCAAAACGGGUGGAAAAUGUCUGAACAGUGUAGAUUUCCAGUAUGGGAAGAGAGGGAGGGGGUCUGUAAUGAAGGUUGAUAAUGAAUGGGUGAAUUAUAGAGGGUGUUUUUAAGUGGGAAUGGCUGACAUAAUACUCCAAAAGGACAAAUAGUAAAAAGUGUACAAUGUGGUGUGGAUAAGGUUAUUGUCUAUAGGAUCCUUCCUUUUUUUUUUUCUUUUUUUAGCUUUUUAACCAUAGGGAAUCACUUUUACUCAAAACACCAAUCAUUGUUUACCAAUUGACAUCUAGUGAUGUAAGCAAGAACUUUUUGUUUUCUACGAGUUGAGCAACUACAUACAAUAAUGGUGAACAUAGACGCAAAUGGGUGCUACAUCCAUUAAGAAUCCAA
Gossypium raimondii (Peruvian cotton) is the source of this 2595-nucleotide messenger RNA. Its product is annotated as sulfate transporter 1.3. Gene Ontology annotation, biological process: transmembrane transport. Gene Ontology annotation, molecular function: secondary active sulfate transmembrane transporter activity. The record is from RefSeq and is a predicted model, not a curated record. Gene Ontology annotation, cellular component: membrane. The coding region runs from base 256 to 2229 and encodes 657 amino acids. The transcript is spliced from 14 exons. NCBI's taxonomy places the organism in Eukaryota, Viridiplantae, Streptophyta, Magnoliopsida, Malvales, Malvaceae.